UAACUUGUAACAAUGAACUCUGCACCAUCGGUAGAUACAUGCAUCGCGAAUGUUUCGAUCAAUGGGAGCAAGCUGUCCUGUCCUAUCUGAAAACCUGCGGACGCGCGCGUUCUUGGUCCGAACGGCAACGUCAUCAGAAUUUGUGGACAAAAAAAGGAUACGAUUUGGCUUAUAAGGCCUGCGGAUGCAAUGCAGACGUUCGAAACCGAGCUGGUAGCCUUUCUUGCUCCAGCUCGGGAAGCAGUUCUCCACCAGCUUCCGGUUCCGAACCCAGCGUAUCUCCCGUACAUGGUGCGUAUUCGAAGAAGAAAUCGAAGGUGGAUCUCCCGGAUCGAAUUAGGAUUGCUGGAGGUGCCAAUGGAAUUUUCACCCGUCGCUUAGACUUUAGUUCGUUCAACUCGCUUCCAAAGAAUAAAUUGAAUUCCUAUCAAAUUAAGACCGAAGACGAAGGCAACCACGGCAAUGACGACACCAGAUGCUUCAUCCUCUCAACUUUGGCUUCACAAGGACGCUCUAAAGUUCACUGUAUUUUGUGCGAAGAACAGCUGCCCGUGUUCGAUCGCUAUCCAUUGGUGGAUGGUACUUUUUUCUUGAGUCCCCGACAACAUGCCAAAACUUGCAUAGAGGUGAAAGUGGAAGGACGCACCCAAUUUUUAACUGUCGUUUGUAUGGGUUGUCUGGAAGGUGUUCAUGGUCGAGCUAUUGUGUGCCGAUUCUGCAACCAGAAAUGGGAUGGAUCCUCAUUGAUCUUGGGCAGCAUGUAUUCAUACGACAUUUUUGCUGCGAUGCCUUGUUGCACCGAAAGGAUUAAAUGUAAUUCCUGUUAUAAGCCCGUACUGCAUCCAGCGCAACGUUUGAACUUCUUCAGUGACUACAGUCACAUGGUGCCCUGCCCACAUUGUCGCACCUUGGACACACACUUUGUGAAACCCCUGGGCUUCUGCUACACCCGCCAAAUAUCACGGGCGUCCAUUUUGUGGCCAUAGCAUGCGGCCCCCUACGGCCUUAAGCCGCCCUCUCCAAUGCACCAACCGCCAGCACUUGGCUAUCGGCCACUCAGACCCAGACAGUCCAGUCCGCAGUUCGGUCAGUCUGGAAGCAUGUUUGGCGCCUCUGGAUUUAUGCCUCCAUUAGGCGCUUUGACUCCACCGGAAACCUCAAACGAUUCACCAAGGAGUAUUUUCACUCCUCCGAGACAGGUGGAGAACGUGAGCACGCCCAGGUGUGAGGCUUCGCCAGACUCUCUGGAUCUUGAUCUCGGUUUACUGUGGAGGGAGUUGGCGGGGUUGCGUUUGGAUGAGUUUUGUCGCCUUCAGUUGACCAGAACCCGUUAAACUUUUGCGUCACAUUGAAAGAGCGAGUUUAGUUUUCUUUGUUACGUUGUUGCAUUUUUAGUAAGUGUGUUUCGGAAUGGAAAACUGAUUUAGGUCGAACAAAGGCUAGUUGAUUCAAGUUUUAUGGACACUCCCCAUUCUUCAGUUGAUCUGAAUGGAUUUCAAUACUUACUAUUAAUUUUCUAGUGGAAACUGCACUAACGAAUUUUUCGAAGCGAUGCAUCAUAUCACUUUUGCAAUAAUAAUUCGCUGAAAAGCAAUAAUUUUUUGCUUGAAGUUUUUUAUUUAAUCAGCAGCAUUUUUAAGGUGGAGAUACAAUGAAAAUGGCAAGGCUCACGUUAAACAAUUACCAAAUGAAAUAGUUGUAAACCUGACUUCAUUUACUAAAUUAUUUAUAGUUUGAAUAAUCUUUUAUGCGAAUAAUACAUACAAAUGUUCAGUGAAGAGCCAAUGAAUGUAUGCUUUGAAUAAUUUACUGCUCGCAAUCUUAAAGGACAAGUCGGUGCGCUCUUAGAUGCGUUUUUGGACGAAUUAUCAAAGCUAACGUUCAUAAAAUAAUUCUAUUUCAAUUUGUGAAUCUGUUUGAAGCUUUAACCAAUCGGGGAAGUAUUAGCUAUUAUUUUGUCAAUUUUAUUUAAAAACUAGAAUUUUUUUUAAUUCUACGUUUAGUUUGGGAAACUAAAAACUGGAAAUUUUGAUCCUGAACAAUUACAUUUCGAUGAUAAAAAUAUCAUUUGAUGGAAAUAUGCUGAUAAAUACGCCUUUCAAAUACUAAGAGCUCUGUUCAUAAAUAAUACGCGAUGCGCAUUAAUUUGCUGAAAAUAUGUACUAUUUUGAGCUUGUACUUGCCAGAAUAACAUAUUAUUACUCUUGUUCAAUUUUUAAACCAACCUUCCAUUUGCAUUACAUGAACAAAUAAAAACACUAAACUGAGCAACGACGUCAAUCGAUUUUUCUUCUAUUCCCCAUUUCAGUUAAAAGUGUCUGCUGAUAGUUGAAAAAGUGUUUCAGUUACUACAUUUUCCACUUGAAGCACAGCAAAAAGCUAAAGCUAAAAACUAACUAAUCAGUUUUUCAUUUUUCAUGACAUUUGUUUACUUUGAACUCGUUAUGUUAUUAGUUUAUUAUUAUUAUAUGUUUGUUAGAUUUUAGUAGAAUUUUUUUAAACUUAAGUCCACAAUGGACGUUAUUUUAAAGUGAAAAUUGUGAUUAAAUAGGUAUAUUUUAAGUUUUUGUAUUCUCGAAAGUACCACUUACGCAGUGAAUGAAGGCAGUUUUAUUAAUGUAGAAGUUGUUAAAAACAUACGAAAAAAUGUUUAAAAGAGUGAAUCAAGCAAUCUGUUUUUAAUGUCCGUUAGUAGAUAGAUUUUCUAGUGUUAUAUAUACAUACAUACAUACAUAUACGGCUCCUAUGUUGGGUUUUUUGAAAUUGUGCAUCAUUAGUGACAGUGGAGAAAUUGAGAGAAAAACUUCAAUUCGAGAGAGCACACAGGGCUUGAUAGCUGUUUUGGCAAAACCUAUAUUGUUUCUAACUAGCUUAAUUUCUAACAAGUUUUUGAUAAUCAUUUUUAAAUAUUUUUCUUAGUAUCGCUAAGUUAGCUAAUAUUACCCCCACUUUGCUGCACCUUGCUUGGUAAGUAUUUUAUAGUUUAAUUUGUAUUUAUUAAGUAGCUCAUAAAGGCACUUUAAGUGAUAACAGAUUUUUCUGGUAAGUAGCUUGUGUUAUGUAUGUAGAUACUAUUUUAAAUAAUAACAUCGUCACGCGUGACGGAGGCAAAUAUUCCAAGUUAUACUCUAAGUAGCCCUAAUACGAUAGACAUUAUUAUUUGAUUCAUUGAUUGAUUUAUUGAGCUACUAUCAGGUCUAGCUGCUCAACGGAAUUAGAAAUCAAACAACUUUUUGGGAAAUCGCGGAGAAAUAUUUCGAAUCAGAAUAGCGCUGUACAUAUAACUUUAUACGUGAUGUAAAGUUGCUGUGUCCCAAUAACUAGUGAUAGUGUUACUGCGUACGGUCCAGAUAAGUAAGAAUGAGGAAAUAUCCGGCGUGUUUGAGUGUGCAUUUGUGAUCCCGUUAAAUAUCACUUCAUCCAAAGCCAAAACCCUAGACGUUCUUUAUAUUCCUUCAAUAUAGCGCAUAUAUGAUGAUGUAGACAUAGUGUUACAAGCAAUGUGAGAAAAAUGGAUCUACAUUGAUUUUUUCUAAUGGCGGAAAACCUAAUUGUCGAAUGCCGAAAAAUCAGAUGUGAAUAACGCUGGUUUCGCAUUCUGAGUUAUCUCAGGGUAGGGUCGGUCUCCCUGCAUUUAUUGUUACAGGGUGCUCCAAGAGAAUUUGCUUUCAAAGUGUUCACAUUUCCAGCAAAUAAAUCCCAUUAAAUUUUAACGCAUAUUUUAUAAGAAAUGGUGUGGAAAGUGUUUUAUUGGAGGUACCAUAUUUGUUCUUUUGAGUCUUUCUACACCAUCAUGUGUCUAAAUUUGUUGCUAUAACGGUUCAUAAAAAUUGCACAGGAUUAAUUAAAUAACACAUGCUAUCAGGAUAUUUUUGUGGCUAUAUACAAUGGGCUUUAUUAUGUCACUGAAGCUUGUGCAGUGAAAUACCAUUUAGAAACAUUAAUAAGUAGAGCGAUUUUUAAUUCUUGUUUUGAACGUUGCUUAUUCAAGUUAAAAAAAAUGCCGAUUUUACGAACCAUUUCAAUAUGGGAAGUUACUGAUGCUUGUGCUAUUCAAUUUUAGAUUUUUUCUAUUCAGAAAUAUAACGCGGUUUUACAAAUAAAUAAUUUGCAGUCGAAUGUUUUUGAUAUUCUUCAGAUAAAAUACCUCGACGUGCCUUGGGAUUUUAUCGCUAAAUUAUUUAGUCGCACUAUUUUCUAUGCAGGAUUUUGCAGAAAAUCACUUAUGCACAUUUUACCCGACAAAAUUUGAAAGUUUUGGUAUAUAAUCUAGGAUUAUGGUUAAACAUGUUCCGAAAUGAAAAUAAAGAGAUUCAAAAUUCCCAGUUCCGCAAAAUUAACAAGUGAGAAAAUUUUUCUGUAAAUACACGUUUUCCGUUAAUGAGCUCACCUUCUUAAAUCUUAAAAGUUUUAGCUAACCUUAACAAUAUUAAUAAACUUUAAAUUUAUUAUUAAUUUUAGAAAGUCUUCUAAGUUAUAUAUCUUCAGAAAAAUAAUAAUGAAGUUUUUUAAAGGCAGUUACGUUUUUAAGACAAUAAUGAACACUUUCGUCGCACUUUUAGUAUUUUUAAUAUUUAUUGAAACAUUUAUUUGUUUAAUACAAGUUAAUAACAACUAAUUUGGCUGUAACUAAUACCAUUUUUUAAAUUUAUUUGUCACUGUUUCGCACUCACUUCACAUUUCCUUUUGCAAGACGAGUCUUAGGAGUUCUAAACUAAUUUGUUGCAUACAAGUCUGCAACCGGAAACGUCUCUGUUUCUUCGUCUUGUCUUCUAGCCAGUCUACAGCAUGGCACGAACCUUUUAAUAGAAAACUUGUCCAAGUUAUAAGAUUGUAUUUAUCAUGCAUGGGUAAAUAGAAAAGUUACAAACAGGAGUUAAGCAAAAGUUUGCUCUUUUCGAAGUUGUUCAAGCUUGUGUAUAGGCGACCCAUUUCAGGAGCGAACUUUUCAUAUUAUAUCUGAUGGCUGGAAACUGUCCUAUUCAAAUUUCACGUAUAAAACAGUUCAUAUUGUAAAGGCGGAGUUAUUAAAUGUUAUUUUUGCGUUCUGGUUAAUGUUUGGAAAAAUAAACACUUUCUUUUCAAUCAUGCUAUUGUCGACGAAUUACCAUGCAUCACCUAUUGUGACAAAUGUCCUGUGGUUUUGGAGCACCCUGUAUUUUGUAUCCCAUUGUCGCUACAACCUCCCCUCCCUCACCAUAGCCUUUUUAGAAACGGACGUACAAAAUCACUCAGUAGCCGCUCAGAAAUAAAAAUAUAUCCCGCCAAAUACCUCUGAAGUGGAUCAGAAUUUAGUCUUUCGCGUGUGGAAAUUCUAGGAAUAUUUCCAAUCUGAAAUUGAGUAAACUCGAAAGCGACUACAGGAGGAAAUUGCGAGAAGUGCGCGUUUGUUCGUCAUAUCGGAGAUAUUCGUAGGAUUUCAUGAGGAAGAGAAAGUGGCAGGUCUAGGAAAUUGCUUCAAGUACAAACCGUUCGUUACUUUUGCAAAUUUUAUAUAAAUACAUUCUAAUCAAUUGUUGAGGGUAAAGUAAUUCCUAACACAGUUUUAGUGAAUUUCGUUUAAUCGUUUCUCUCAUAUAUGUUGAGUUCUUAGGUCCGUAUAAUUUCGCGGGGGCAAAUAUUCGCAUCAUUUUCAAAUAGCUUUUAUACCUAUCGGCUUGCAUGCAGGAUACAAUUUUGGUAAAAUAAAAGAGUGAUUACAGAUAAUAGUUUAAUGCUUCACUACCGCCCCGUGAAUUAGUCCAUCACUGAUAGCAAAAUGAAAUUACUUACUUAAUUGUUAAUUACGUUGAUAUUCUGAAUUUACUUUUAGGUAAUCGUUGUGUUUUUUGCCAGGCUAUUUGACUCAUUGCCUAUCGAUACCCAACCUGAAAAAAAUAUUGUCGACGCAAUCCGAUUCUUCUCAGAAUCCGGUAGAGCAAGAGCACGAUUCGGGUUCUUCAGAUAGUCUUGCCCUUUAAAUAAAAUUACACACGUACCUUGACAUUAACCCAAUUCGUUAUAUUAACAACUAUUGUUUCCGUUUCCGAUCAAUGCAAAAUUAUUCACUUUCAAGUUAAUAUUUCGUGGUGAUCCCUCUUCUGACCGACUUUUUGCGUGUGCGGGAGCUCAGUAUAGUAAUAUCGUUGUGCAUAGAGUAGGAUCAGAUCUGUAGACACGAAAACGAUGCCUCGGUCUACUUGCUUCCGACAGCUCUUGAUUUUUGAGAUUUUCUAAAGAAGGCUUGAAACAUCUGACCCAGUGAAUUCUCAUGCAUACGUUAUUUUUUAAUGUGAAACCCCAGUUUUGUUAUUAAAUUUUAUCUUAAGUCGACUCAUUUUUCAGUAAGCUCUAUCAUCGGGACUUUUGGCCAUAUUCCAGCUGAAUUUUUUUAUACUUGGAUAAAAAUACAUACUUCCAAUAAUUUUUUGGAAAUAGAAACCAUUUUCGUUCAGUACUUUUUUUGAUACUAGAAGCUACUAAGCAACAGAGAAGUUGAUACAGAAAUGAUCCAAAGUUUGGCUCUAAAAUUUUAUUUUUAUCUUUUAUAUUUAUUAUUAUUUAUACAAAAUGUGAAUGUCUUCUUUGAAGCGUUUUGGACUUCAACCUAAAAAAUGCACUUCAUAAAUGCCUAAACAUUAUACAGAUUGUACCAUAUUCAAGCUUCCAUAUUUUGGAACACAAGAAAAGUGACAAGGCAAAACUUAAUUUUUCUACAGAGAUGAAAAAAUGAUAUUAAUUGAAAUAGUGAUUUUGGUACACCUUGGAUAGCUAUAAUAAUAUACCUACAAAUUUCAAUGUUAAUAAAAUUUUAAAACAUUGUUUAAAUUCUACUUAUUUUGUCUUUCAAUCUGCUGAUCCAAUAUUUUAUGAUGAUUUUCAAUAUCCUGAUCAUAACUAUAUUUUAAAAAUGUUGAAGACAAUUUCUGAAAAUUGGAGAUCAUUUGUGUGGAAACUUCAUAACCAUUUGAACACAGAACACACAUUAGUAAUUUCGUGUUUUCUGUGUACGAUAUUUUUUAAAUAUUUUUCUUUGGUACAUUCUGCUGCUUGGCUUUUUUCAAAAUAUGCAUUUCAAAUAGUAAUGUGCUAUGCUUAAUUUUUUUCUGUUAUAGUGCCUUGAACUGACUCGCAUUCAGUUUUAAUUAAGGAAAAAUUCCCUCACUGCAUAAACGCCUGUUUUUGAUUAGCUACACAGUCCUCAAAUACUAUCGGAUAAUUUCAAGCAACCAUUCUAAAAUCUCAAAACAUUGAGAGCUGCAGUAGAAUAUAUUCGCGGCCUACGUAAUAUAAUAAUCGGUCUAUGUAAGACAAUUAUACUGUACAUAUUAUAUUCGCUUACUUGGUCUUUAAAAUUCAAAUAAAGCACAUUUCCUUCGGUACUAUUUUAUAGUAAUAUAUAGUAGAUGUAACAAGCGUAGCCUUUUUUACGUACAGCUUAGAUUUAACAAAAUAAUCGUAGUUCUAGAUGUAUUUUAAGCAAUAGUCGUCUAAGAGUGUUGGGUGAAUUUGGGUAGUUCGAACGACAACUGAAUUUAUCAGGCAACUAUCAGCAUACUCUUUCGACUAUUUGUUUUCGAAUCGUGUAUAUAAAUAGGUGUAAUAAUAAAAAGUGGCUUGGGCACCAAAGCUGGUGCGAGGACCAAACGUUGUUGACUGUGUUAUGUAGCUGAGUCCGUUCAAACGGACAAAGGCAUCCAUAGUCAGCAGUCAGCACUUCGCCCCAAUGAGGCAAAGCGGAAUUUCUUUAUCCUAAAAGAUGAUCGAGUCUCCCACUGAGCUGUGCUCUUUCACUUUUAUAAGGCUGUCGAAGCACAAUACAAAGGUGAACUAAAACAACAUUGGUUCCAGUAAAUCUGGAAACAUAGUCGCUUUAGAACCACAUCACGAAGGCAAAAUCAGGGUAAGGGUCGUACCGUUUAUAUUGCACCACAUUUAACGAUUAGUAGUCGCUUUUCGGCGUAGAUUUUAGAGUAACUUCUAAGAGUAAGGUUUAAUCGCUUUUGCUUGCUUAUGCGUUCAUGCUGCCAAUCAAGAAACAAUACUUUACUAAAGGGACUUUGAGAGGUGUACUGCCGAAUGUUAAUACGUUAUGCUUAGGAAACUAAACUGUGAUAUUUAUCAAUAUUGAUUCAAUAUUUUGUAAGUAUUUUGCUCUUUCCGAAAAUAGAAACCACUUUUAACAGCAUUGAAUAGUCAUCGAAGUAAUUGAAUAGUCAUCGAAGUAGGAAUAGUUAUUUUAUCCAACUGAAAUAAGACUGGGGACUUAGUGUCUUCAAUCAAACUUUAAAUGUCUUCAAUUUGCAUUCUUAACUGAACAUACAAUUGUAAUUUAUUUUUAUUUUUUUUUCAAUGCGUUGUUGUUUAAUGUUUAUUAUGCGUUUCUACUUUAUUCCCUAGUGUUUCGUUCAUUUUCGAUUUGUAUGUGUUAAGUGUGUAAAGUCCAAUAGCGUUUCUCGAGGAUUUUUCAAAAAUUACCGCAUUCCGCUUGUGGAUUGAAAACGUCAUUAAACCGCAAGAUCCUACCAACCUAAUAUCUUCGUGAUAAUUGCAAAGUAUAAAUACAAGAUACAUUUUCGCUCAAAAUAGAAUCCAUCUUUGUGCUACUCCACUGCUUUUAAUAUCACCAUUUUCCCAAUUCUGCUGAUAGGUAAGACUAAGUUGCGCAAAAAAUGCUGCUGGAAGUGAUCUUCAAAGACUUUCCUCAUAUUUCUAGUUUGAUUUUGUGUAUUAUAUAAUUUAUUUUUCGGUUAGACCUUAAAUCGUUAACAUUUUGGGUCUAAAGCCUAAUUUCAAUUCAUAUCUGUAUUGGUAUGUUAGUUUUCUGUGCCUAAUUUUAUCAUCUAUAAAGUUUUAUCAAUCCAUUUUAUAAAUUGUUUAAGAUUUUGACUGAUUUCGAUUCUUUGUUACAUUUGUUUUCGUGAAUGUUAUUCUCGUUAUUAAAGCUGAUAAACUGAAAAUUUUAUUCUCUUAAUGAAUUAAUCUAUUAUCCAGUUUUUAUUUCUACAUUCAGAUUAUGUGGCGAUUAGUAUUAUCUGGUGAUUUUUUGUACAAAUAUCUACCUUAUUUGGCUAAAAGCUAUUGUGAAUGCUUUUGAACGAAAAUGUUAUGUUUAUUAAAUACUUUAGCUGGAUGUUUGGAAAAGAAAUGUGCAUUGUAGAUGUAUUUCUAAAUACAACAAAAUCUAAUCGUAUAUUCAUGAAAAUAUUUUCUGAAGUGAAUCUUCCAUAAGAAAUCUUUUUACAAUUUGUGUAAUAAUUGCGCUGAAAACAGACACUCGUCGCAUGUUAUAGUCAUUCUCGUGAUAAAAUCGUAUUUAUAUAAAUUAACUCAUUUUCUGUUUAUCCCCUAACAGUUGCUACUCAUACAUAAAACAACUAAUUGAAAACGAUAGCUGUUUUCCAACACAAUCAUUUAUAAUGUAAGUUCUUAUACUGACUUAAAUAUGCGAAUCAUUUUUGUAGUAUUAACAUCCGGUACUAAAUCGAGCAAAGAGGCCCGAUUGGAAUAAUUACUAGUAGACAUUUAGGGAAGUUGAAUUUAUAAAUUAGGCUUAAAAAUUUGGCGAAAUUUGAAACGUUUGUGAUAUAUAUUUUUAUACUUCUUAGCAUGUAGAGUGUAAGGUAGGAUUUUCAAAAUUACAGCAAAUUAAAAAAAAACUGGGCUCAACAACCGUGAGGAUUUGUUUGGGGGAGUUCGAUCCUCAACAUUUGCUAUUGACUGGGAAAAGUAUUGUUAAGAAACUAUUGAGUGAUAAACAUUUUUUACUUAAAAUCGAUAUUUGGAAAAUUGACAAAAAAGGAGAUGAAAGAAUUUUUUAUACUGAAUGAAUUUUCAAUUAGUAUACCAUUUUUUACUACUUAAGAUAGGCGUAAAAAUUUUAUACCUAGUAAGUUAAUGACUUGCUUUAAUAUGUAGGGAUUAUUGGAUUUUUAACGGUAUAGAUUUCUUGCUUGGCAGGCAGGCUCUUUGCUAGUGCAUGUGUGAUCGACAGAACAAUAUAGUGCCGUAAUUGUAUUUGUGAUUGGAAAUGACAGGUUCGCGAGAAUAAUGUAAGUUACCGUCCUAAGUCUCAUCAGAAUUUUAGACAAUUGCAAACUAGGUAACCUAAAGCUUUUACUACUCAUUGUACAAAGCCAUCGCCGAUUUUUCAUCCGAAUCAUCCACAAAAUGUGAUUGUCUACUACGAGUCAUGGAAAACAAUCAUAAUAAUUAAGUAUCCCUAGAAGGCUCACAAAUUUCUAAACAUUAUCUACCCGACUUUGGGUAGCGAAGUUUAAAAAUUUUAGGUCAGAUUUAGGGUUGUACAUUUUUAAAUCAAUUUCCGAUAAAUUAGUCAAAUUUUUUCUCGAAUAACUGCGGAUCAUCUGCAACAAACUGAUGAUAACUAACUAAUUUUUUCUAAUGAGAACUGCCAUCCUAGCCUAAAGUUAGGUCAAAGUUACGCACAAGCACACCAAGACUGCAAGUCUCAACAGAUUUACCUCCAACAACGUUGCCAACUACACUUACAACGUUGCCAAAAGUUGUCUCCCAUUGCCGAUAACGCCAUUGUUCUGUUUGUCACCAAACAUUUCCUAUCAAAGUACAAAUUUUUUCUUCACACCGUUUUUUGAACAGCAAAACCUAUUCUCUACUAUUAUUAUAUACCUACUAAAUAAUCAUUGAUGUUGUAGUUUUCGUGAGGUCCGCAAAUCUAGCGGCAUAUUUAAAUAUAAUGUAGUUUUUUGAUAUAGUCGCUAAGAUGCUCCCUCUGUGUUUUCAAUUAAACAUAUUAUUGUUGCGCGACGUUAUCGGAUGUAUUGUGUUUUUCCUUGAGGCGUCGUGUCUAGUCAAUCGAUGAUAUUGUAAAAUCAAUUUACAAGAUCUAAAGCUGCAGUAUAAAAUCGAAAACAAUCAUCGUUCAAAAAUAUUAGUUGGUUGUUUUGAAGCGGAGCGUGAUUCUGAAAAUAACUCCUCCAUCAACGUUUUCCUGCCCAAUUUAUUUCCAGUAUUUAAAUCUCGAUACCCAGAAACAGUAUCAGAAACCACUCUUUUCUUGGGGUGUUAAAUCGAGUGCUCUUAUUUGCUCUGUUGCGACAUAAUCUAUUAAUAACUAAAGUAGAAUUUUGGUUUAUUUCUGCAAUAUUAAAAAACACCUAACUUUUUGGUAAGAGCGAAGCUUCCUCAUAUUGAAAGCCCGUAACAACAUUUAAUCGUCGAUGUAAAACUUAAUCAUUUAAAUAAUCUAAUCCAUAAACCAUUACUAGCAGUCCUUAAUAUAAACCGCUUGACUUUUGAAUAGGACCCUCCUUGAGCACAGGGUGAUGGAAAGGGAGAAAAAGAAUACAAUUUCACGUAAAAAAAAUCACUAUUUUCUUGCAGAUGCACGUUCUUAAAGGCCAUCGAUUUGGAGUCUUGAGCACGUAAUUUGGUGAUUGCUUUAGUGGUGUUGGAGGAAAGCACUGUUUUAAGAUAAUUUUGUUUGUUAUCAGUAGGGCAUUAAGUGACAUUAUGUAUCAUUAAAAACUGCUAGUUUGAGUUAGUUGUGACUUGAAGUUACAAAAACUUUCGACGACUUCUUUAACACUGGUAGAAUGGAGGGAAUUCUCAUCCAAGCAUAGACUUUCUUCUUUUGCAGCUAAAACCGUGUAGGAUUAUUCCCCACGUUAGCCCCGAAAUAUGCGUAGCUAUGAAUUGAAUAACAAAUUAUUUCUUGGACGCCCUUACUUGAACGCCAAAUUGCAGACUGUCUCUUUUUCAUCUGAUGCACAAUUUUAUUUUUUUGCUGCAGCUUGCAAUUCUGCCUGAUCUUCAGUAUCAUCACCGUCAACACUCAUUUUCGUUCGCCGUUUUUCUUCAUUAAGUUGCUGCUCUCCAGCUUGAUCUUCUUUCAGUAGUUCAAGCGCUUCACAUGUUUUUUCCAACAUUGCUUUUUCCUUUCUCGGCCCAGGAGUUAUGCUUCUAAGUUAUUUUUUGUAUGGUAAACAGUUAUUCUUGUGAACGGUGGGUUUUUUGGGCGACGGAAAAAUAUCUCCAAGAGGAGAGCUUAACAUGAGUCUAUAUCAAUUUUAUUAAUGUCCACCAACUUCGGAUAACAAUAUCUAAUAGAACGGUACUAGAUGCAUCUGGUAUCUCAAGAUCCGAUUCUCAUCUUUCAUUCCCAUUUUUUGUGUUGUCAUUAGUUUGUUUGGGUUCUUCCAACUUGGAGAUUUGCUCUGUCGUCAUUUUGUGCUUCUCGAAUAUACUUAAUACUCCAAAACUAAAGCGAAGUUGAACCGUCCGAUCAAGUUGUCGAUGUGUCGCUUGGUUAACGUAGCGACAUGUGCUUGUAUUGUGUAAUGGAAUGGUGUUUAAUUUUGUCUCGGCCUUGUCUCUAAACCGGCGCUUUGUCUUCAAACCGUAGGCAGGUACGCACUUAGUUUACCUUCAUUUCUUUUGAAAACACAGCUGAUUUCAACGUCUUGUGACAUUAUUUGUUUCAUCUACGUCUACUAAGAAGCUCAUCCGUUUCAUUUCGACAUUACCUUUUAAAAGUAGCCUAUAUGUAUGUAGUACAUUACGGGCAUCGUGCAGUUAUGGACAAAAUUUUCACAUUUUGCCAUUCACAAAGUGUGCAGGUCGUGCGAGCUUCGGGUACAUUAAAAAUAUAUGAGAACAUCGAACAGUCCACUUAACCAAAAUUUUGAGUUUUUUCACUACACAUGCAAGAACAAUGAGUUGCAGUCUCUAAUGCCCUUUUAAAGAAGAAGCGUUGAAGGUAGUAAAAGAAUAGGUUAUAGUUUCGAAAAAUACCACAUAAAGGAUUUAUCUGAUUACGGUGACUCAAGAACUCAACAGUUCAAUCAGGGAGCAGGUCCAAUGUGAAGCAUUCUCCCUUGAAAUGACUAACUACAUUUUUGCCCUGUCUAAAGACGAACUAAAUCUAAUCUAAUCUAAUCCGGUAUAAUAUCGCCAACAAUAAACAAACUCAAAUAGAUGCUGAAGAGGAUUUAGCGAAAGCAACAGAAAUAGAUAUUUUUCGAAACAUCAUAGAAUAAAUCAGGAUGUUUGGAUUGUCUUUGGUAGAGGCAAGACAGCAAAUUAGUUUUACAAUAUCAUAGAUUGCUUACCUAUUUUAUGACCUAUUAAUGGAAAGUGUUGAAAGAGAAACGUAUUUAUGUCUGUUUAUAGCGUACUGUAGUAGGGGAGGACGGAGACGGCAGGGGCGUCUUUCCUCAACCUGCAUUGCUACCCCUUGGAGCUAGUUAGGGGCCGUACUACUUUAGCAGGUUGAAGAAAGAGCCGAUAAUUGUUAUAUCGUAAUGUUCUUGCUGUUAUGCUCAGGAUUAUUGGUAUGAGUGGAUUCUAGUAUAAUGCUAUGUCUGGUUUCUAGAUAUCGGUUCAUAUACUACAAUUCACGAGUUUCGCAAAGUUAACAAAUUCAUUGGGUGAUCACUGAAUGAGUACAAAUCGCUGCCGUCUCGUUACCAUCCGAAUUUAUUAUCAUUAUUAUUAUUCUUCUAUUAAAAUAUAUUUUCAGAGUUUACCUUAAGCAAUAUCAUCAGAGAUUUUAUUAUUCCGUUUUGAUUUAUAUUUUGUUUUGUCAGUGUAUAGUAGCCGAUGCGGUUUAAAAUGGACGAAUGCUCAACUGAAAACGAAGUAAUUAAAAUGAAGUUUCUAGAAUAAUACUAAUCGCACCAGGACUAACUACCUCAAAAAUUUUCGUUUCGUAUCUAACUUUAAAGCUCCCGGUGUGCCAGCUACUUAGUCUGUUUUAAACAUCGUAUACACUGAAAAAAGUUAUACUUUUGAAGAAAAGAAAGCCCAAGGAAUUCGCAGAUACCAACAGAAUAUGUGGAAGGUUUUAGAUGAUGCUAAAACAGUACCCCUGAAACAGUUAUUCUUGGUUUUCUUUUUUAAAUCGUUUAGCUUUUGAUUGCCAAAUUUUAUUUAACAGAUAGGAGUUGUGUAUUCUUCUGCACACUCGACGUUUAAAGCAAUAUGUGCCAUAUACUCGUGUUAUACCAAAAAAAAUCUGAGUAGCAACCAAUACACAACUCCGACAUGGUGAGAAAAUAUUAAACACGUAUUUUACUACUAGAGUACCUAUGAUAAAGCUGGCGGAAAGUUAUAUCGGCAAAGAAUCCUUCAGUGUAAUUUGUAAAUUAUAUAUUUGUAACUCUAGGCUAAUGUAACUUUAAUCAGUUGUAAGUUAUAUAGGUGCGUAUACUCCAACUACAAAAACGAAUUAAGACACACUUGAAUGGAAUAUUCACAGUUUUUAUGGUUGGUCAGUAUACGUUUUUUUUAUAAUAGAAUAUGUGGAAAUGUUAUAAUCGUGAAGAAUAUCAGUAUAAUAUAAUGACACUAAAUGAUCGAGCUUUUAUUGGCUUUUUAUAAUAAUGUAAUACGAUGGGGAUUACACAUUUUUAAGGCAUAUUAAAUAUAACCAUUGUCUAUAAAAUGAA
Dendroctonus ponderosae (mountain pine beetle) is the source of this 14408-nucleotide messenger RNA. It is a transcript of the gene heca, whose product is annotated as headcase protein. Lineage: Eukaryota; Metazoa; Arthropoda; Insecta; Coleoptera; Curculionidae. The record is from RefSeq and is a predicted model, not a curated record.